CGGACGGGUGUUGUGGAUGUUGCGUCGCGCAGCAUCGAGACUAGAUUCGAGAUCAAUAAGGAUAGCGGCGACGUCGCGCAUGACUGAAUUAUUUUGCGAAUUGCAACAAUCCCGAUUCCCGAGGAGGUUAUGACGACGACCGGGGCCCAGGUCGAUCCCAUAUGAUCUCGUCGUCUUGCUCACGGAACAGAUAGAAAGCGGCACCGGUGCUCACGAUCCUCGGGACAGACAACGACGACGACGACGACGAUGUUCGAGGGGGCUAUAGCGGCAUUUUUCAACCGUCUGCUGGGCAGGUACGUGGAGGAUCUGGACACGGAGCAAUUCAAUGUCGGUAUUUUCUCCGGGGAUACAUGCCUCACCGACCUGAAACUGAAACCAGAGGCUUUGUAUCAACUGGGACUACCUAUUAAAGUAGAGAUCGGUUUAAUAGGAAAAAUUAUUUUGAAAAUACCAUGGUCUGGACUCUUCUCGCAACCUAUUGUGAUAUGCAUAGAGGAUGUAUACGUAGUAGCAGUACCUGCAUUAUCUGGUCCAUAUGACCCAGAAAUACAAAAACGUUUAAUGAGAGCUGAAAAAAAGAAGAUACUUGAUGAUCUUAAGGAAGAUGAAAUAUUUAGAGCUGGUCUACCUCCUCAACUAUUUGAUGGUCUAUUAGCAUCAGUCACGAAGAACUUUCAAAUUACUAUAAAUAAUGUACAUAUUAGAUAUGAAGAGAAAAUAUUGCGCAAUUUCCUCUGUGCCUGUGGUAUAUGUAUACAAAGUAUAUCCAUAACGACUACCAACAACAAAUGGAAGCCCGGGGUGUGUGCUACAAACUCGCAAACGGUGUACCAGCUUAUACGCGCGGAAUCGCUCAGUGUGUACAUGGAUCAUGACACUGAAUCCUGUAUAAAUGUGCAGGGUAAUUGGGACAUGUCCAAUCUGCUCGCUUGGAAAAUUACGAUGCAUAGAGCUCUGCAGACGUUCGGGAUGAAGAACAAAGAGUUUCAGUUUUUGUUGAAGCCCUUCACGGCCAAGAUUAAAGUUAUCAUACACAAGGGUACGGAAAUGCAAGCUUCACGUAUGUUAGUCGAUAUUGUGCUCCAAGAUGUAGCAAUGCAGUUAUCUGAAGCGCAGUAUGCUACGUUUUGUCAUAUUUAUGAUUCUUUGCUUCGUGCGACUAUUAACAGACCACAUGCUAAAUAUCGUCCUGAGAAAAGCGUAUAUGAGGAACCGUCAUCUUGGUGGAAAUACGCGUAUAAUUUCGUUUUGAAUCAUUAUAUUAAGCCAUAUACUUGGCCGCAUAUAACCCAACACAGAAGAAAUUACAGAAAUUACAAAGAGGCGUGUAUCCAAUGUUUGCAACGACCAAAUGAUACAGAAUUAAAACUGGAUAUGCAAAAACAUGAAGAUAGCCUGACGAUAUUAAAUAUAGUGAUUGCUAGGGAACAUGCUAGACAGGAAUUGAGAAACAAAGAUAUCGAGCGAGAGUGCCAAAUCACAACAACGAGUCCAUCGAAAGAUAUUAAUGCAGAAGUCAAAUUGCCGGAUAACGAUCAAGCACAAAAUGUAACAGAUCAAUACAACAAAGUUGAAAAUCAAAAUUCAUUACCAGAUGUAACAGAAAACUCACCUGUUUUCAAAAUAAAAUCGGGAACGGUAUUGAAACAGAUUGAUUAUAAAUUAAAUUUUACUUUGGCAAAUUGUUGUCUGAGCCUCCUAAGUAAAGGCAAAGAAAUGUUGAUCAUAACCGUCACACAAUUUCUGACAAGUAUCGAGGCACGGCCUACGUUAUUAGCUUUCAAGAUAUCUGUUCGUGCUGAAAGUUUUGUAAUUGAAGCUAUAUCAACUGAUGGCGAUUUGGUUCCUCUGAUCACAGUGGAUAAUAUAUUAACAGGGAAUGUAUCCACAUAUUUUUUGGCGAUAGAUUUUGAGAAAAAUGGAUUGAAUAUGGAUCCUAUUUUUGAAGUAUCCAUAAAGCUGGAAGCUAUCGAAGUGACUUAUCAUCACUUUGCUAUAGUGGAAAUUAUAAAUUUUUUCAAAUUUAAUACCAAUUACAUUCACGAUACGAUUCGCGGAGUAUAUAGACUAUGGGAUUGCGUCAAAAGAAGAUAUUUGAACUUUGUAGACGAUAUCGUGUCACAGACAUUGAGAAUCAGCUUCAAAAUAGACAUCAAAAGUCCUUAUAUCAUAUUUCCCGAACACGGAUCAGUUCAAAAAGGUGGGCAUAUACUUGUUCUGGAUCUCGGUAACAUAACGUUAACCAACGAGCUCCAAGCAACGAAUUUACAAUUGGAAGAUGCUACUCUCAUGGAACUGGAAGAAUUACUCUAUGACAGACUCAAUAUGGUGUUCUCUGGCGCACAAAUUUUAUUUUGUCAUUCAGGCGACGAUUGGCGCUCGGCGAGGAAACGGAGUGACUCGGAGUAUCAUUUGUUGCCUAAACUGCAAGCAAAUGUGACUCUUUCAUACAGUAUUAGACCUGAAUAUCGUCAAUUACCACGGACAAAACUCAAUGUACACAUCUCAAACGUGAAAUUAAAUCUAUCGGAAAGCAAACUGCGACUGCUGGCAUAUUAUUUGAAUAAAUUGUUAGUCCUAUACGAAAACAACAUUGAAAAAUAUAAAGCUACCUUAAAAAGUUCGAUUUCCGAACGAAAAUCAAGUAUUAUUUUUAUUUCAACGAAAGAAUUGAUGAAAGUACAAUCCAGUAUAUGCUUGCCGUCCGUCACAAUGAUGCAUAGUGAUUUUAAACCAGUCAUUAAGGAAGUUGUUACUAAUAAUGUACCAAAGCUUGACAGGAGUGUCGUCUCUUCAGAAAUUAGUGAAGAGGACUUGGAAUUAUUAUCUAAAACAAUUAAUUUGUCCGGAUUUGACGAUAAUAUAUCUCCGUGUAAUCACAUUAAUUUAUUACUUCGAUUUGCCGUAGGAGAGUUCUCCGUAAAUCUGGAAGAUAUGGCGGAUAAUCGAGAACAGCCUUACUUAAAUUUGAGAUUGCACACCUUGUACUAUGAAACAGCUAUAAUGGAAUACGGCGUUGCUGUUCAGUUUGGCAUUGGAUCGAUUUUUCUGGUUGAUAAGACAAACGCUGGCGUUACCGGAUCAUAUCUAGAACUGAUAUCUACCGACGAGUCGUACGAAGUCCUCGUUGUGUCGUACCGUAAGGUUAAAUCGAAUUGUCCUGAUUUUAAAUCUCAUUUUAAAAAUAUCGAACGCUCGCUGGUUGUGAAUCUGCUAAAUAUCAACGUAAACUUUCAUAGAUCUGCGUUGUUGAAAAUGAAAGACUACUGGCAUAAAUUUCAAACUGUGUGUCAUGAUACCCUCUUAUUCAAAUACGCCGACAAGAUAUGCAAUAAUAUUGUAAAACGAGAACAGAAGGAUAUUGAUCCACCAAUUCCACCAGGCGCAAUUAAACUGAACUAUUCAACCAGACUCAGUUCAUUAGUGGUACGUUUUUGCGAUAAAGACAUAGAUUUAAUGGAAAUUAAGAUUUUGGGUUUAGAAAAUGAUUGCAUUUACAAUGCGAAUGAGAGAAUGGUUUUGCGUGCACAUCUCAGGAGCAUACUUGCUGAAGAUUUGAUUGAUGAUACGCUUUACUCCAAAAUUUUGACGACUGAUGAAGAUAAAGUUUUUGAUCUGAAAUAUGUGAGACACAUACCAAGAUUAUAUAAAUGCUCUGAUAUCGAUACAAAUCAGGAUGACGUUAUGUCGGAUGGCACUUUCAAGCUUUCUAUUGGACGAAUAAAUUGCGUGAUUAUUUCUAAAAUUCUAUAUGAUUUACGGAAUUUCAUAAUACCGUUUACAUCUACAUAUUAUACGCGUUUCUUAUAUUAUUUAAAAAAUAAAUUCGUUGGAGGGAUUGAACUAUUUAAAAGGAGCGCGACGAAACUACAUAUUUUUAUUGACAUACAAGGACCUACUUUUUUACUGCCACAGAAGAAAGAUGCCCCGAGUCUCUUGGUUUUUGAUACAGGUGUAUUAUUGGUUGAAAAUUUUUUUAAGAAUACUGGACAGUCGGUACAAUCAAUUAAAGCAAUUGCUAACGAUAGCAAUCAAUUAAUAAUUGAUAAUAUUUUGGUGAAGUUGAAAUCUAUGACUAUAUCUAGAGCAAUUAUGACUCUGACUCGAGAUUUAGAAGUCCAGGAACCCAUUAUCGAACCUGUACAAAUUCAGUUUGAUAUCAAGAGAAAGACGGAGUAUCGUAGCAUUAUUGAAUUUCAAACUUACGGUUUAUUCAACGUGCAAGGAGCUAUUGAUAUCGUAAAUAUAAACUUAAGUCAGAGAGAUCUUAAAUCCCUCAUAUCGGUGUGGCAAGAUAACAUUUCUAAGAUAUCAUUGCUUAAGAAAGUCGGUGAGAAUGAAGAUAGAAUUUUAACGCAAGAUUCGCAAAAGAAUGCCAAUAACAACGAUGACGUUAUGGUGAAGAAACUUGAAAAUUUUUUAACGCAUAAUGAAACAACAUUAUGUGAAGUCAACAUAAAACUUGCGUUAGAGGGUUUGCAAUUAAAUUUAUUUAUGGAUACAGAAGAGGUGUUGAGUUCUCCUGUGCGCGAUUUAAAUCAUGGUUUAUGCAAGCUGGUCUUUGGAGAAACUAUAAAUACAUGGGACUUUUAUAGCGACAAGAGUUUGAAAAUGAAAUUGUCUUUGCAAAGCUGCUUGUUGCAGGAUACUCGUAAGGACUCGGUCGUCGAGAAAAGGAUAAUACAAUCGCCGGCGAUAUCCUUAGAAAAGAAUUUGGAAUCCUGUAUUUCUGUAUCAAUGUCUCCUAUAGUCGAUGUAACAUAUAGUCGUACUCAAGCAGAGGAAAAGUGUUUCGAUGUUCUUAUUCAAGACAUACGAAUUAAUUUGUCUGUGCCUUUCUUGAUGCACUUGGGACGUUAUUUUCUAGAUUCCUUACCCGGUGAACAGAUAGAGAAAGGAAUUAUCAAUCACGGAUAUGAUAAUACUAAUCAGAUGAACCGGAAUACUUUAAAUGCAGAAAUUGACAAAUUAAAUUGCUCCCAAUAUUUUAAGGAACAGCCAGAUACUUCAAUAUCGAUUAGAAUACAAAAGCCAGACAUCUUUCUAUUCGGUGACUUAGAGAGGAGCAGCACUCAUGUAAUACGAAUGCAAGCGGAAGUGUUUAUCGAAAGUAGCAGACACAGUCGGUCCUCCUCAGUAGUCUGUACGUUGACCAACGUCAAUGCCAAGACUAAAGGACAGGGGAAUUAUGAGUCCCCGUAUUGGUUGUUACGUCCCUGUGAUAUAGAAAUUUGUAAAAAGAAGUUAUCUUGCGGUAAUGAAGACAUUACUGUUGCUAUAAAUAGUAUUAAUAUACAUCUAUCGGCGGAAGUGAUGCAUACCUUUAUUGACAUAUUGAAUGAAGCAUCGACUUUCUUGAACAGUAUUAAUUCGAAAACAGAUGAUGACAGUAAUCAGAAUACAAACGUGCAUAAUCUUUGGACACCAAGAAAAGUUUCUAGUAUACCGUAUAAAAAAACUGACGAACGUAACAAAGAAUUGUAUCGUCGCCGUAACGAUCAAGUAACAUUCAAUUUGAGACCUGUGCUAGUAUGUUUAUUGCUGGAAAUGGAGUACGCCGUAGGAAGAUUUCCAGUAAUGAAAAUGGAAACUGUCAUCACCACUACCAUUAACGAUUGGCGCAACAAUUUUCACCUUGAAUCCAAUGUAAAACUUCACGCUUUCUGUUACAAUAGAGCUCGUCAAAAUUGGGAGCCUUUCGUCGAAUUUUGCACGAAAGACGACAUAGAUUAUAAACCAUGGGAAUUCACUAUCAAGAUAUAUCGAGGCGAAGCGAAUAUGAUUAAUUCUGAUUGGACAGAUCCUUGCCAUCACAUAAAGCAAGAUCCAAUAAAAGCGAGAAAAAGAGAUACGCAAUAUAAUGGGGAGGAUAUGACAGAUAUGACAUUUAUUGGACCUGAUGUCGAUAUGAUCUCAGUUACAAGGAAAGAGCCUGAAACCUAUGUUACAUACGAGGAUGAAUCUGACACGGAUGAUGAUGAGAAUGAUACAAAAUUAACAAAAAUUUCAAGUUAUUUAUUUAAUAGUACCAGUGAUGGCGAAGAAAGCGAUUCUGAUGAUUCAAGUACAAACGAGGAUGAGGAAUUUGAAUUACUGGAUUGUAAUCCUGAAUGUUGCAAUUCUGUCGCGCAUGUACCGACAAAAACGAAUCUCACCGCACCAUAUAUCAUCGUAUAUUCAGAAAACAAAGUUAACAUUACUAUAACGCAAGACAUGAUUGCAAUAUGGAAUGCAAUUUCAAACGCGUUUACACAAGCGAGGAGUGGAAUUCCGUUUGUACCCACUAAUACGCGGGAAUUAACUGUGUUAAACGACAUAGGUCACGCAAGUCGAGUUGAAUUGCUUGUUCAAGAGCAAGUGGACGGGAAUAACGACAUGCGUGUCAUAGCCGCAUACAGUUUUCAUGACGGAAGCUCGCCUGUCAGUGUGCCCAGCAGUCCUGAGAACGAACAGGCGGAUCUCACGAGUCCCCAGUGGGCCGGUAAGGAAACCGCUGUGAUCGUAUCGGAGUGUAAAGCUUUCCCCAUCGACUCACCAGUGCACAUCUACAAAUCAAUAACCGAUGAACUCCUUCGUAUCAUCUUUGAAGGAUUCGAAGACGUGUUGGUGUAUUGUCCGAAGAAAGAAACGCGUAAUCUUGUGGCACUUCGUCCUGUGAGACAUGAGGUUCGUUAUUACCUGGUGAUAGAGGCAUCCAUAAACAAUUAUUUGCAUCGUACGAUUUGCGUGCGAUCUCCGUUACAGUUUCGAAAUGAAACCUCAUACGCCUUGGGACUUUAUUACAAGAAAGUGGUGAUAGACAAAUUGGGCCUGACGCUAACCGGUGAAACUACGAAUCCUUUCGAUGAUAACGUGAGAAUGGCGAUCAUAGAACCUGACGCAACAUAUAAUAUUCCUCUAUAUAUCGCUUAUCAUUGCCCGAUACACAUUCUUCCUGCAUAUCUAGAGAAAUAUCAAGUCAGUGACGAAGGAAUUUAUUGGAAAGAUUUGAGGGGUACAGCAAAUGCAUUUAAAGACGUAUGCUGCGAAGCGAAAGGUGACAAUAAUCGUAAUGUAUUCUGUGUCAAGGCGAUAUGCACGGAACUUCCAUUAGCGACUCGUCCCUCAGGUUGUCAAGUACCGAAUUACUUGAUAAAUAUCGUACCACCUGUUAUUUUCAAUAAUCAACUACCUUUUGUCAUCGAUGUCAGUAUACCUGACAUCAAUUACGAGGUGAAAAUCGAACCUGGGGAGAAAAUAAACAUGCAUUCUCUGAAUCAUGGCAAUAACGUACAGUUUGUUUUCAAGAUACACAACUAUUUAGGCAUGUCUUGGAUGGGUGCGGUAAAACUAAAUAUGAAUCUAGAGCGCAAAUUCAUGUUAAUGUCUACAGAUAGCGAGUCAGACUUAAUGAAGCCUUUUCUGCUAUGCUUAGAAUUGUGCAAAAUUCUCAGUUGGAACAUUAUUAUACAAUCGCAAUAUUGGAUAAUAAAUAAAUCUGGCUUACCAUUGUUUAUUCAGGACUGUCAUUCUCAUAUAACGUAUGAGAUGCCGGAGGAGGAAUUAAUGGUAUUCUCUCAAAAGAACAAUAAGAAGAGUAUGGUGCGGUUAAGAGCACAUCAAUCCGAAUGGUCAAUGUCAUUUGGACUGGACGGGAUUACAUCGAUGUCGUUGAUCAUAUGUCGCGAUAUCGAACGCGGACGAAAGUAUCAGAUUUUAACAGAGAUAGAGAGCUCACGUUUGUCGCCGAUCUUCACAAAGAUCAUAACGUUUUUACCAUACUUCUUCAUCUGCAACAAAACCAAGAGAGCCUUGAGAUUCAUGGAAGAAAAUGAAGAGGCCGAUCUUUGGAACGACCUCUUGCCUGGGCAAGAGAUGUCGUUCUGGCCCGCCACUGAAUCUAUGAAGAUGAAAAUAAAAUGGAGAAAUAGCCAAUUAGUUUCGCAACACUUUGAUAUUAUGCAUGCGGGCAAAACUGUGCUGAGAAUGGAUAACGGGUCAGCACUGUGCGUGGAGAUCGAAGGCGGCGUCAGUACUCCAUAUCGUAUAACAUUCCGGAGAUAUAUCAACGGCGAUAUACCAGUGAGAGUAGAUAAUCUCUGCGAUAAAUUAUUUCUGAAGCUGAAUCAAAUUAAUUUAGGCCAAGUCGCAUUGCUCAAACCAUUCCAAAGUUUGUUAUAUACAUGGGACGAUCCUACUCAAACUAGAGAAUUGAUCUGGAAUGUUUACAGUAAUAACGCAAUUGGUUACAGAGCACAAUUCGAGACGGAUGGUUGUGGGCAAGAAAAAGUAUCUUUCAUAACCAUCGAACGACGCCACAGUGCGUCUUAUUCUUCUGUUACUCCCAAGUCACUAGCGAAUACAAAGUCAUGGUCGGAGGAUACGAGUGGAAGUGUCAAUCACGUUCCUAGCGCGGAAUCCGAGGCGAAGUCGCAAAUGUCGGAAAAUAUGCACCAGGGUGAAGCAAUGGUUUAUUGGGUGAGCUAUAUGGAAGGUGAGCAACGCGUGCUGCUGUUCACACAGCACGAGAGCGUGUACCUAAAAGCGAGGAGUAUUAUCGAUCCUGAGACGAGCAAAAGAGAAAUAUUCUUGUCAAUUGCAGCUAUCGGAAUAAGUGUUGUUGUACAUGAAUCCAAUCCUCAUAGUAUCAGACGGGAAUUACUGCACGCCAGUGUGAUCGACUCAGCCGCACAUUGGGAACUUUACUUCAGCAAACGGUGGAGGAAUCUAUCGCUGGAGCUGAGCGCCUGGUUAGAAAAUAAAUACACGAAUUCCGCGAAGACGGCACAGCUUGAGAAUUUCAUUGACGUUGACUUCACAAAAAUGCAGAUGACCAAACCAUUCUUUGGCAAGCUGCGAAGAACAUAUUCGCCAAGUAUCUGGUUACAUUGUAGGGAAUCCACGACGCUUUGUUAUUUGCAAGGAUACGUUCAUAGAAUACAGAUCGAUAAUCAACUGAACGAAGCUACCUUUCCGGUAGUUCUAUAUCCCAACUUGGAAAAGACUUUUGUGAAUUAUGCUGGAAGCCGCAAAUUGAAGCAUUGCUUAGAAUUCUCGUACCUGAAACAGCGCAAAUUAAAAAGCAUUAUUUACAAAGGAAUAUGUGUCAUCGUCAGGGAGUUCAAUUUGAAUAUAGAAGAGGCCUUCCUCUGUUCCUUGAUCAAUUUAGUACCUAAGACACCGGAAACUAAACAUUCGAUUGCUGCGAAACUGAGGAGAGAUGUUUCUAAUAUGCGCGUUCCUUCGGUUCGCAAUAUUAGUAAUAACACAAACAGCAAAAGAAAAGAUUUAAUAGAGCAGAUAUACAUCUCUCCGAUCGCGUUACGCUUGAGAUUAUUGGCUAGUACAGACGGAACUAACACGCGUAAUUUCAAUGUGCUUGGUUAUCACAAUGUUCUUCGAUUUAUUUUCGAGUAUGCGGAGAAGGGUACGUUUGAGAGGGACGUUGAAUUCAGAUUGCCUGACUAUCGAAAGAGUUUCAUGACCGUGGAUAACAAAUGGUUCCUCUCCCAUCUUUCACGUAUCUACAUGGCGCAGAUUAUGGAGCAGUUCCACGUGCUGGUCCGCUUAACUACCGUUCUGGGAAAUCAGUAUGGCUACAACUUUAAGUCGCCAGGGAGCAAUUUCUGCGAACCGGAUUUGCUAUUGAUGUGUGGGGACGAGUCUGCGGAGAAGCUGGCACACGAGGUCGCAUGUGAGCUAGGAUAUGCUACGCCCGAUGGUAUACAAGCCUCAUUUUUAAGCGGCCACGGCGCUCACACGCUUCAUUACAAGAUGAAAGAUACGAAUUAUCGAAAUCCAGAUGUUCCGCCUUUGGCGUUUUUAGUCGAUCAUUCAUUCGCUACAGAAAUUGAUUUGGAGACUUCUGGCUUGAUCACUACGUCGACGAAUAGCAUUCAUCGAGAAGAAUUAAGAUAUUUCUUCAAAACAUUGGGAAAGAAAACAUCUGUGCUCUUCAAGGCGGAAAGUUCUUGUUUGAAAACUUAUUCGAAAGUAAUAGCGGAUAUAAUAAAAAGGGCGCAAGAGGUGGGCCUCGUAUCCAGAAUGCGAUUGCCGCGGUAUAUUAAUCCACAUUUCGGCGUGGAGUCAUUUUCGACGCAUAAAGCGAAAGGAGCGUACUUAUUAAACGCUAUAAGUAAAGGUCACUGCGUUCAGAACGAUUCUUAUUGGGGACACGCUACGCUUCAUAGCGACGGAAAAUACAUUACGCUCGUAUCUUUGCAACGGAUAUACUAUAUCGAGAAAGGAAAUACAUGGGGUUCAUGGAACGUGAAAUGGACUUUGGAAACUAAUCAAUUGCUGUCACCACCAACCAUCGCUAAGAAUAAACUUGUUUUGCAUAUAGAGAACGAGAAAGAGACAUCGUCGUCUAUGGUAGAUUGGUAUGUGGAGAGCGAGGCCGUAGACAUUCUGAAUUGGUUGUGUCGCAAAAUGAACAACGCAAUGAUCCUGAAUAUGGAGAACAGCAUUUGUUCCAAAUGAGAAUUUUUGGAAUUGGUUAAUGAGGCCACCGCAAGAAGGAAACAAAGAACAAAGAGGAUGAAGAGAUCAGUGUAUUUACAUAUUUAGUUCGGCGUAAUAAAAGUCUAUACGAUGAAUGCAAAAAAAAAAGAAAACGCUAUAUAUAUCUCUAAUGCCACACACUUUAUUAUUAUUAUUAUUAUUAUUAUCAUCAUUAUCAUUUAUCUUGCCAAAGUCAGAUCGCAUCUUCGUCUUGGAUAAAGUACGUCUAGUUUAUUUCAUAAUUUAUUUACAAAAAGUCUUAGUAAAUUACACUUACAGGCAUCUCCACUCGAACUAAAGUAAAUAAUUUAAGAACUACAUGUAUUUAGAUAUCUAUAGAAUAGGAUACUUUGGGGUCGGGGAGAAGCUGGGACCAGGGAAAGUGUUCUGUUUAACUUAUCUCAACACGCUUCUAAAUCGUAUGUCUUCGCAAGAAUUCAUGUCGUUUUAAACGGCUACACAUCGUAUGUGAAAACUAAGUCAUCAUUCCGUCUCUCUUAAAUUCAUUCUUUCUACGAAACGAGGAAGUAUACCAGUGGAAGGUGUGCGACGACGAGUUCGAAUGCGUCUCUCUCUCUCUCUCUCUCUCUCUCUCUCUCUCUCUCUCUCCCUCUCUGUUUCUUUAACUGCUGCGUAAAUGUUCGUGAGAGUGGGAUUUUACAAUUAGGUAGAUGUAUGUAUCGUAAGAAUCGUCAAAAUAUGUGCAAGCUGACAAUCGGUAUUUGUUAGUUUUACAAUAACGUAUAUGCGCGCUUUGAAAAAGCAUAAAAUCUUGGUUAUAAAUAUAUUCCCAUUAGAAUCGUUUAAUGGCACGAUCGAGCUUAAAUUUAAAAAUCCUCUUGUUUUAUCUUUUUAAUAUAUUCGUUUCUACAUUAUCGCCCAGAAUCAGUUUUCAUCUGCUUCUAUAAUGUUUCCUUAUCUUCCGCCUCUCCGUCCCUUUUUCUUUAUAUUUUCUUUUUUGUUAUCACAACGGUGUUUAAUUACGUUUAUAAAUACGUUUAUUCCAAAAAGACUGCAGUUAGUUAAAUUCUCUACUUUCAAAUCUUUGUUCGAAAGAAAGCCAUUGAAAAAAAAAGGAAAAAAUUUACCGAAAUUGUGAAAUCUCCUAGGAAUUCAAGUAAUUACUGCAAAAUUAACGGUAAUUUAAGUGACUAUCUAAAUUAAUCAGUUACUUAGUUUCGCAAGCUAUUUGUGUUUUCUUUCUCUUCACAGACACUGUCCCCACCCCUUUUUCUACCGGCACCCCCAUCCUCCGUGCAUACAUACACGCGCACACAUACGCACGCAUCUCUCUCUCUCUCUCUCUCUCGCUCUCUUUCUCUCUCUUUCUCUAAAGUCAUCUUUUAUAUUAAUACGCGCAUAUAUGGGCCUCCGUUUGUCGAAGCGCCGCGUCAUAUGCACGUACCGCACUCGCGCGAUCAUAUUAACACAUACACGCUUCACACAUGCAUCUCUCGCGCGCACGUAUAAGCGGGCAUGUGCUCUAGACCGCUUUACUCUGGAACCUCUCUCUAUUCUGGAACAGCUUGUCUCUUCCCU
This is a messenger RNA of Mycetomoellerius zeteki, 12024 nucleotides long. Its product is annotated as vacuolar protein sorting-associated protein 13A. Gene Ontology annotation, biological process: protein targeting to vacuole; protein retention in Golgi apparatus. The record is from RefSeq and is a predicted model, not a curated record. The transcript has 50 exons. The coding region runs from base 250 to 10464 and encodes 3404 amino acids. Lineage: Eukaryota; Metazoa; Arthropoda; Insecta; Hymenoptera; Formicidae.